Diabrotica balteata is the source of this 5676-nucleotide messenger RNA. NCBI's taxonomy places the organism in Eukaryota, Metazoa, Arthropoda, Insecta, Coleoptera, Chrysomelidae. The record is from the annotation of a GenBank genome assembly.
AUGUCAUGCGAGACGAACAUCAACGAUUGUCUGUCUUCUCCUUGUCUUCACGGAGAAUGUAUCGAUGGCGAAAAUUCUUUUACGUGCACAUGCCAUCCCGGAUAUGCAGGUGCUUUAUGUCAACAACAGAUCAACGAGUGCGAGUCGAAUCCUUGUCAGUAUGGGGGCCUUUGCCAGGAUUUGGUAAACGGCUACCAAUGUCUUUGCAAACCAGGCACUUCUGGACACAACUGUGAGAUCAACGUCAACGAAUGCUACAGCAAUCCCUGCAGAAACGGAGCUAGAUGUCUGGAUGGAAUCAAUAGUUACACCUGCGAAUGCCACCCCGGCUUCACCGGGCGCCACUGCGAAAACGACAUCGACGAAUGCUCUUCCAAUCCUUGUGCAAACGGUGGCGUAUGCAUCGAUCUCAUCAACGGCUUCCGCUGCGAAUGUCCUAGAGGCUAUUUCGACGCAAGAUGUCUCAGUGAUGUCGAUGAAUGCAAAUCCAACCCUUGCAAGCAUGGAGGAAGCUGCGAAGACGGCGUCAACCAAUUUAUUUGUCAUUGUCUCCCAGGAUAUGGUGGCAAACAGUGUGAAAUCAACAUCGAUGAAUGUGCCUCGAAUCCUUGUCAACACGGAGGCAACUGCAGAGACCAUUUGGCUUCUUACACCUGUGAAUGUUUGCCCGGAUAUUCUGGAAUAAACUGCGAAUCUAACAUCGACGACUGUGCAGUCAAUCCAUGCAAGAACGGAGGUAGCUGCAUUGAUUUAGUUAACGAUUUCAAGUGCGUCUGUGAGCUGCCGUUCACUGGAAGAGAAUGUCAAGACAGAUUAGACCCUUGCCAGCCACAUCUGUGUCAACACAACUCAAAAUGUACUCCCAGCUCGAACUUUUUAGAUUUCGCUUGCUCUUGUGGUGUAGGCUACACUGGAAGAUUCUGCGAGCAAGAUGUGGAUGAGUGUAUUGUAUCGAAACCUUGUAGAAAUGGAGCUACCUGUAGAAACACCAACGGAAGUUACAUGUGCAUGUGUAUGCGGGGAUAUGAAGGAAAAGAUUGUUCUAUCAACACCGAUGACUGUGCUUCAUCCCCUUGUCAAAACGGAGGCACAUGUUUGGACGAAUUAGGUGACUUCGUGUGCCUUUGUAUCAACGGUUUCGAAGGCAAACAGUGUGAAGUCGAUAUCGACGAAUGCGCCUCACAUCCUUGUCAAAAUGGCGCCACUUGUAACCAGUACGUCGAUUCUUACACGUGCACAUGCCCACUAGGUUUCUCUGGUAUUAACUGUCAAACGAACGAUCAGGAUUGUACUGAAAGCAGCUGUAUGUAUGGUGGUACCUGUAUAGAUGGAAUCAACAGUUAUGUUUGUACCUGUAAACCCGGCUAUACUGGAUCAAAUUGUCAAAAUCGCAUCAACUUGUGCGACAGUUCACCUUGUCUGAACGGUGCCACCUGUCAAGACCAUACCACCCAUUACACUUGUCACUGUCCAUUCGGAUACACCGGCAAAAAUUGUGGAGAAUACGUAGAUUGGUGUGCUACGAAUCCUUGCGAAAAUCAUUCCACCUGCAGACAAAGUAAAAACCAAUACUCUUGCACUUGCGGACCUGGAUGGACGGGAAAGGUUUGUGAUGUUGAGAUGGUUAGUUGCAAAGAUGCAGCUGCUAAAAAAGGAAUCCAUUGGAAAUACUUGUGCAACAACGGUACAUGCGAAACAAUCGGUAAUUCUCACAGAUGUCACUGCAAAGAAGGCUACACAGGCUCCUAUUGUCAAAAAGAGAUAAACGAAUGCGAAACCGCGCCUUGUCAAAACGGCGCUACUUGUAAAGAUCUCAUCGGAUCGUACAGCUGUAUUUGCCCCAAAGGCUUCCAAGGUCAAAAUUGCGAAUUAAACGUAGACGACUGUCAACCGAAUCCUUGUCAAAACGGAGGCACUUGUCACGAUUUAGUCGACAGUUUUCUUUGUUCGUGCCCUCCCGGAACUUUGGGCUACAUUUGCGAGAUUAACAUCGACGACUGCAGAGCAGAUUCUUGCCACAACAACGGCACGUGUAUGGAUAGAGUGGGAGGCUUCGAAUGUAAGUGUCCUCCUGGUUUCGUUGGGCCUAGAUGUGAAGGUGACAUCAAUGAAUGCCUGUCCAAUCCUUGCUCCAAUCCAGGAACGUUAGAUUGCGUACAAUUGGUGAACAACUACCACUGCAACUGCAAAGCCGGCUUCAUGGGUCGACAUUGUGAGCGUAAAGUCGACGUUUGUGCUGCUAGUCCGUGUAGAAAUGGAGGAAUGUGUAUACCAACCAACUCUGGGUACAACUGUACUUGUCCUGAAGGCUUCUGUGGUCGUUACUGCGAGUUAAAUGGAUACGACUGUGAUUCUGAACCAUGCAAGAACGGAGGGGUGUGCCACGUUUCCGAAAUUGGAGGAUAUUUCUGCGAAUGUCCAGAAACAACCACUGGGCCUAAUUGUGAAAUCGACCUGGUGAACGAAUGCGACAGCAGUCCUUGUUUACAUCCAAAAGCUGUCUGUGAAAACAAGAUCGGUGAUUAUGUAUGUUACUGUCCACCGAAACACGUCGGAAAAAAUUGCGAAGUGUUUGAUCGAAGCGCACCAGGAGGCAUUGGAAAACCUGUGAGACAGUUGCAAGACUUUAACAGUUUUUACGCCAUGGAUUUAGAAAAGCAACGACAAGAAUGUAUUAGAAAUAAAUGUCCUAUAAAACGAGGUAACAUGCGUUGCGAUGAAGAAUGCAACACGUACGCUUGCGAUUUUGAUGGUAAUGAUUGUUCUUUGGGUAUCAAUCCAUGGGCUAACUGUACCGCCCCCACCAAAUGUUGGGAAGUAUUUAUGGAUGGUACCUGCAAUGAAGACUGCAACAAUCCUCAGUGUUUGUUUGAUGGAAGAGACUGUGAAAAGAAACUGCAAGCUUGCAACCCGAUUUAUGACGCUUACUGCCAAAAACAUUACGCCAACGGUUACUGCGAUUAUGGAUGUAACAACGCCGAAUGCAACUGGGACGGUUUGGAUUGCGAAAAAGAACCACCAGAACUAGCAGAUGGAGUUAUAACGAUGGUGAUUUUAAUGGACAUGGAAAGCUUUAAAAACAACUUGGUCGCUUUCUUGAGAGACACAAGUCACCAAUUGCGAACCACCGUAAGAGUAAAGAAAGAUCAGCUAGGAAAUGAUAUGAUUUAUCCAUGGAUGGGAUCAACACCAACAAACAACCUACAGGAUGAUUACUUCCGAAAGAAACAUCAUGUAGUGUUCUCAGAACAAGCACAAACUGGAGUCAAAGUAUUUUUGGAGAUAGACAAUCGGAAGUGUGCAUCGCUGGCAGAGAACUCAGACUUUUGCUUCCAAACAGCAAGCGCAGCUGCCGAAUUCUUAGCUGCCAAAGCUUCCAAACACACCCUGUCCUCAUCUUUUCCGAUCUACCAAGUAAACGGCUCCACUGGCUUGGACCCGGAUGAAAAUCCACCUGCAAAUGCCAAAUACGUACUAAUCGGGAUAUUAAUGGUUAUAUGUCUGAGUGCACUCAUUUUUGUGGUCAUCCAGACUCAGAGAAAGCGUGCAGCUGGUAUAACAUGGUUCCCAGAAGGUUUCCUAAGAACAAAUUCUGGCACCCGACGCAGAUCCAGGCGGCGAGGCCCUGAAGGACAAGAACUACGCAAUUUGAGCAAAAAUCCUUCAAUACCAGGAAUGGACAUUGAUCCAAAUGGACACCACGGUCAUGUUCCUCAAUGGUCAGACGAUGAAAGCGAUAUGCCGCAACCGAAACGCUUCAGAGGCAACGAUAUGGGUUAUUCCAGUGAUCAUACAGCUAUAACUGAAUAUGAAGAGGCCGAACCACGCUGGACUCAACAACACUUAGAUGCCGCCGACAUAAGACCAUCAGUCAUGUUAACUCCUCCUCAAAGCAACGAAGUUGGUGAUAUCAACGCCAGAGGUCCUUGUGGUAUGACUCCUAUAAUGGUAGCUGCCGUUCGUGGAGGAGGUAUGGACACUGGAAUAGAAGAAGACGACGACGAUGGCGCCGGACAGAUUAUCCAAGAUUUGGUAGCUCAAGGUGCUGAAUUGAAUGCUGCUAUGGACAAAACUGGAGAGACUUCGUUGCAUCUUGCUGCUAGAUAUGCUAGAGCAGAUGCAGCUAAGCGCCUCCUGGACCACGGAGCUGACGCUAACGCACAAGACAACACAGGCAGGACACCCCUACACGCAGCAGUAGCCGCUGACGCUUUGGGAGUGUUCCAAAUACUCUUAAGAAACAGAGCUACCAACCUAAACGCCAGAAUGCACGAAGGUACUACGCCUCUAAUUUUAGCUGCUCGGCUAGCAAUUGAGGGAAUGGUGCAAGAUCUCAUCAGCGCAGAAGCCGAUAUCAACGCUGCGGAUAAUUCCGGCAAAACGGCGCUUCACUGGGCGGCUGCCGUCAACAACGUGGAGGCUGUUAAUAUAUUGUUGGCGCAUGGAGCCAACAGAGAUGCUCAAGAUGACAAGGACGAAACACCCCUGUUUCUUGCAGCUCGUGAAGGCUCAUAUCAAGCGUGCAAGGCUCUUCUAGAAGCGUACGCUAACAGAGAGAUAACAGAUCAUAUGGAUAGAUUGCCCAGAGAUGUAGCAACGGAAAGACUGCAUCACGAUAUCGUUCGAUUACUCGAUGAACAUGUGCCUAGAAGUCCACAGAUGGUUAGCGUUAUUCCCAGCAAUACUGUCAUGACUUCUCCCACUGGACAUAUGCUUCAGCAACCAACAGUGAUAAUACCCAAACGUCAAAAGUCAAAGAGGCCAAGCAAAGCCAAUGGUCCUACGAGUCCUGAGAACGACGGUGGCAUGAUGACCGUUGGCAGCAUCCGCAGGAAACCCAGCGUGAAGAAAAACAACAAAAAAGUCCAACAAGCCGAAAUGGCGCAAAAUAUCGACUCAGUCAAUUCUACGUUGAGCCCUGUGGAGUCUCCAAUGACAAACCUGCCGAGUCCUUACGAUGCUACUUCAUUAUAUUCGAAUAUGAACUUACCCCAAGGCUUGGAGAGUCUCAUGGCAAACAAACAGCCACCCAGUUAUGAAGAUGUUGUGAAGAACAAUCUUGGGUUUGCUCUUGAUAAUUACGCUGCAACCUUCAACUUAUUCCCAGACGCCAUGAUCAUGCAACAGAGGCAACUACAGGCGAAUACCCUCAGUCCGCCAUAUUCCAACCAAUCGCCGCCUCAUUCCGUGCAAUCUAACAUGUCCUUGUCCCCUCAGGGAUACAACGGGUCGCCGUCACCUGCCAAAACACGUCCAUCUCUGCCCACAAGUCCCACUCAUAUGGCAGCGAUGCGAGCGGCCACCAGAAGCCAGCAGCAAAAGCACGGUGGAGUUCCACAGGUGCAGAACCUACAAAUGGGCUUCGAUUUCAGCCAAACAGGCUUAGAGCUUCCUAUGACUUACACCGGCUUAGCUAACACUUCCCACGCAACUCAGGCUCAACUACAGCCUCAACAAUACCAACAACAAAACUAUUUUUUAACGCCUCCGUCACAGCACUCGGAUCACCUGCUGCCCGAGACCUUCCCCACGCCGAGUCCGGAGAGCCCGGGGCACUGGUCUUCGAGUUCUCCGCGGUCCUGUAACUCCGACUGGUCGGAGAAUAUCGCCAGUCCAAACACUUACGUAUCCUCGGGACACCAGACGAACAAAAAUGCUGAUCCCGUAUACAUUUAG